CUGUCCAUAAAUAUUUCAUAUUCUUUUACAAGUAAAUACGAUCGUGUCCUUGAAUAUCUGAAUUUUAAUUCAUAUGGACAAUCUACCAUUAACUGACCAAUUCGUCUCAGUAACACGAUACUACAAACGACACCGGUGUUAUAUUCUAAAAAUUUUGAAGCGUGCAGUAAAUAAGAGAAGACAAUUCAACAUCAAAACUGAUGAGUUUAAAAUGACAUUUAGAAAGGUAACAAAACGGUGAAAAUAGGAGUUUAUUGUACAUUAUACUUGUAAACAUGGUGGAAACACUCCAUACAGAGGACUAUGUUACUAUCGCUAUAUACUUUGUGGUGGUCUUAGCAGUAGGACUGUGGUCUACCUUUCGACCAAACAGAGGAAAUGCAACCGGAUAUUUUUUGGCAGGAAAAACGAUGCACUGGAUACCCGUCGGUGCAUCAAUCUAUGCCAGUAAUAUAGGAGCUCCAAUGUUUAUUGGUUUAGCUGGAACAGCUGCUGCAUCAGGAUUGGCUGUUACUAUAUAUGAAUGGCAUGCUGUGUUUUUUCUGAUUGCCUUAGGAUGGAUAUUUGUGCCUGUUUAUAUAUCAUGUGGGGCUUUUACUAUGCCGGAGUAUCUCAGAAAGAGGUUUGGCGGGAAAAGAAUCCGAAUGUACUCCUCAUUCUUUGCACUCAUUGGAUAUGUGCUAUUUAAUAUAACGAUUGAGAUUUAUUCCGGUGCAAUAUUUCUUAAACAUAUACUUGAUUGGAAUAUGUAUUUGAGUGUUGUGGUCAUCCUAGCCGUAACUGCUGUUUAUACUGUAGUAGGAGGACUUGCAUCUGUCAUCUAUACAGACACAUUACAAUCAGUAAUACUGGUUGUGAGUGCAACAGUUCUCUUUAUUUUAAGUAUGAUAGAGGUAGGGGGUUGGAAUGCUAUGACAGAAAAGUAUAUGAACAGUGCUGCUAACUACACAUUACUUAAUCAAUCAUUUUACUCUUGUGGUAUGCCAAGGGAAGACGCUUUACACAUCUUUAGAAGCCCAAAGACUGGUGAUAUACCGUGGACAGGUGCUCUAACAGGAUUAUCGUUCCUGGGAUUGUAUGUUUGGUGCCAGGACCAGUUGAUUGUACAAAGGACAUUGUCAGCAAAGAAUAUGGUUCAUGCUAAAGCUGGGUCAUUGUUUGGUGCUGUACUGAAGAUUACAGGACUUCUUUUGUUUGUUGUUCCUGGAAUGAUCAGCAGGAUAUUAUAUCCAGAGGAAAUAGCAUGUGCAGAUCCACAAAAAUGUGAAGAGUUCUGUAGUAAUGAGGCAGGAUGUAGUAACUUUGCUUAUCCAUUACUGGUUCUGCGACUUUUGCCAAGAGGUUUGAAAGGACUCAUGUUGGCCGCUCUAUUAGCAGCUCUUAUGAGCUCACUAACAUCCAUUUUAAACAGUGCAAGUGCAAUAAUGACGAUGGAUAUAUGGCGCCAGUUCCGAAAACAAGCUUCUCAGGCCGAACUCAUGAUUGUAGGUAGGGUAACAGUUUUGAUACUAGUUGGUAUCAGUAUAAUCUGGUUACCUAUCUUAGAAGCUGUAGAGGGAGGAAUGUUCUGGUUUUAUAUGCAGGCUAUCCGGUCAUAUUUGAUUCCACCCAUGUGCGUUUUAUUUCUUCUUGCAUUUUUCUGGAAAAGAUUAACUGAACAGGCAACCUUUUGGGGUUUGAUGUUAAGUUUAGUAGUUGGCAUCGUGAGAAUGGCGUUAGACUUCACCUAUGUGGCGCCAGUGUGUGGUAGUGGAGAACCAGAUAAUAGACCAGCUAUCGUCAAGGAUAUAGACUUUCUUCACUUUGCCGCCAUAUUGGCCAUAUUUAGUUUUAUUGCUAUGUUUGUAAUUAGCAUGUUCACACAGCCAAGACCGGAAAGAAAAUUAAGACGUGUUACAUUUUGGACUAAAAAUGAUAAAGAAGAACCAGAGCUAUCGUCAGAAGAUGAUGAAGAAGACGACAGAGAAAAAGAAAGGAAGAAUAGAGGAAACGAUGAUGGUACCGAAGACGAUGGCAUGGGAUCAAGACUAAGAAAAAGCUGCAAGGACUGGGUUUGUGGAACAGUUGAAGAUUCUAAAAAAUACUUGACGCAAGAAGAACAGCAACAAUUGCGUACAAAAAUGACGUCACUAGAAGAAAAGCCUCUUUAUCGAAAGUUAUUAAACAUUGCUGCAAUAAUAGUUGCGAUAUUUACAACAUUUUUAAUUGGCUUUUUCUAUUAAUGUUUUAGUUUUUAAAAGUUAUAUAGACAUUAUUAGUUAAUGCACAAAAAAGAUAAAUAUUUUUGGAAAUAAAAUAUAUCCGACCUGUA
Molecule: messenger RNA, 2311 nt
Organism: Mytilus trossulus (common blue mussel)
Lineage: Eukaryota; Metazoa; Mollusca; Bivalvia; Mytilida; Mytilidae
Product: sodium/glucose cotransporter 4-like
Exons: 14
Coding region: 276-2222 (648 amino acids)
Biological process (GO): transmembrane transport
Cellular component (GO): plasma membrane
Molecular function (GO): D-glucose:sodium symporter activity
Source: RefSeq, a predicted model, not a curated record